Messenger RNA from Sugiyamaella lignohabitans, 1521 nucleotides. RefSeq lists its product as uncharacterized. Lineage: Eukaryota; Fungi; Ascomycota; Dipodascomycetes; Dipodascales; Trichomonascaceae. The transcript has a single exon. The coding region runs from base 1 to 1521 and encodes 506 amino acids. The record is from RefSeq and is a predicted model, not a curated record.
AUGCAACGUCGAAUCCAGCUCCAAGUCGAUUCAAGAAGAUCGUCUAGAAAGUCGUCUCCUCAUACUUCUCGUCCGAGUUCGGCUCAGGCUUCUCGAUCUUCUUCUCGUAUUGGAGCACGAAUCCAGGCUGGUGAUGAAGACGAAGCUGAUGAGUACACAUCCAAUGCUUUUUUGAGUCCCUCUUUGACUGCCUCUGGUGGUCCAGACACCUUGACUGAGAGUCUUGAUAAGCUUCUUCUUUCUAGUUCUGAGGACGAUGAUGAUGAAUCCAAGGAGCAUACUCAUAAGGAUAAGUUUUCAGAGGGUGUUGAAAUGCUUUCUUUGGAUCGCCGCAAUACGUCUUUGGAGGCUCGUGAAAAGGCUCUUAUCGACAUUCUGUCUAUUAUUUCUCAGAAAUAUGAGCCUGAGAAGGUGACUCAGCCUCUGUGUGAUGUUUUGACCAAGGCAUUCAUGACUAGUCGUUCUGAACUAGAAACUCUGUUGUCCAUUCAGGCUAUUGUUGUAGCUGCUGCUGUUGACGUUGAUUUGUUUUUUGAGACUUUGAAUGACGAUGUUUUGCCCAAGUUGUUCCGUCAAAUCAGAAGUAGCGAUGAAACAAGUUUCACUGCCACUUGCAGAGCAAAUCUUACUAUCGGAUACGCUCUGCUUCAAUAUAUUGUUCAUUAUGGUAGUGGUGGUUUCAAAGUCGAUGAUAUCAUUGAAACUUUAGUCGAUCUGGCUGCCGAAUGUAAUACUGCCGAAGAGACUGCUAUUGCAGGAGCUGCUAUUCUCGGUUCUGGUUUGCUGGCCACCACUCUACCGAGUCCUAAUAGCACCAUUGAUGAGUAUAUGCCUGUAUUCAUUGACUAUAUUACCAAUCCCUCACACACUAUUAAGCUUGCUGCUGCCAAAGUUGUAGCUUUAUUCUACCAAAUCUACAACUACGAAGAAGGCACUGAAAAUGGUGAGCUGAACGAAAACGGUAUCCUUGAACGCAUCCCGUAUAUCGACCAUAAUGAACUAGAGUUCACUCUCAAGGAACAAAUCUCGGAAUCUUCUAAGCGGAUUGGAAAGAAGGAUAAACGUGAGCGCAAGUCGUUAUUCCGCGAUGUUUUGUCCACUGUUGAGGCCUUUACCUCAUCAGAAAGUCGAGCAGCUCUGACUGUGGAUGAGUUACUUAUUACCCAUCUCAAACUAUCACGCUCAAAGUCGUUGUCUAUUGAUUCGUGGUAUAAACUGCUAUUGAUUCAACAUUAUAAGUGGGCCUAUGGACCGUCUAUCCACACCCAGAUUGCCAACAACCCUUUCGUAAAGGAAACUGUCCACGAUUCGUCUUAUGCUGGUAUUGCCAACUCAUAUUCCUACAGUGACUCUGUGAUUCCUGCUGUCGAGACGACCGAAGCUCAAUCCCAUAUUGCCCAGCAGCUUGAGAAGAGCGAAUUCAGGGCCCAGCAGGAGCGCGCUACGCUCGACCGCCAACGCCAGAUCAACGCAAACCGCUGGGAGAAGCAAUUCAACCAAGGAACUAUCCCUACCAAUUGA